CGUGUCCCGGAAGUAGAUACAGCAAAUCCGUAAACAAACUGGAAACCUCCGGGUCAUGGCGGGUACUGCGUUGAAACGGCUGAUGGCCGAAUAUAAACAGCUGACACUUAAUCCGCCAGAAGGGAUCGUAGCAGGCCCCAUAAAUGAGGAGAACUUCUUUGAAUGGGAGGCCCUAAUCAUGGGUCCUGAAGAUACUUGUUUUGAAUGUGGUGUUUUCCCAGCUAUCCUCAGCUUUCCACUAGAUUAUCCACUAAGCCCUCCAAAAAUGAGAUUUACUUGUGAGAUGUUUCAUCCAAACAUAUAUCCAGAUGGAAGAGUCUGCAUCUCCAUUCUCCAUGCUCCAGGAGAUGAUCCAAUGGGUUAUGAGAGCAGUGCAGAGAGGUGGAGUCCAGUCCAAAGUGUGGAGAAGAUAUUGCUUUCAGUUGUGAGCAUGCUAGCUGAACCCAAUGAUGAAAGUGGAGCCAAUGUAGAUGCAUCCAAAAUGUGGAGAGAAGAUCGGGAGCAGUUUAACAAGAUCGCCAGGCAGACUGUGCAGAAGUCUUUGGGGCUGUAAAGAGCAGUAUUUCACAGGGAUGGAUCUAUCGUAUUAUUGCAAUGCAGACACAAGAAGUGCUGGCAUUCCAGCUACGUCUGCUAAUCACAAGGCUGAGACAGAGUUUUCUUGAUGCAGAAGUCUGUCAGUUUGGAUUUCUUUGUUUCUGCAUGAGUGAAUUUCCUGUAUUUUGCCACAUGAAGGAUUCUGAUUGGUUUGAAUCAAAACCCUUUUAUGUUUCAAACUAUAUGGAAAAAUGUGCAUGUAAAAAAGCCUAUAUCAUUGUGAGAUAUUUUAAUUCACCACCAGCUUGCACAGAGCACAACAGUAUUAUUCUCUAAAUGUUCCAGCGAACUAGAUAUUUCGUUCAAACCUCUUUUACCAAGUUAAUUAGAAAAUAUUUUGGUUUUAUGCAGUGUCCUUUCCUUGAACACUCAUUGAGGUCUCUUUCCGUGAAAGCAUAUCUGUGUUAAAUUAAUGUGCAGAUGUAAUUUAAAUAUAAUGAAGGAUAGUGUCUAGUAACUGUACAAGCAAGCAGGGAUAAUGCAUGCAGGGAUCUGUUUUCCUAGAAAAAUGUAAACUUCUACAAAACAAUGACAAUCCAAUGUGUUCUUAAAGGCAUAGUCUAAAAUUAACUUAACUGGAUUGGAUAGAGCACAAAGUUUUAAACAACUUUUCAACUUGCUUCUAUUAUCAAUUUUGCUUAUUUCCUUUGGUAUUGUUUGUUAAAGAGCAAUCCUAGGUGAGCUCAGUAGCGUGCACUUGUAGCCAUCUCGUAGUAACAUCGUAGAUGAGGUUACAAAGGAUACAGGAAGAACAAAUACAAUAUAAUACAAGUAAAUUCAAAAGGUUUUUAAAGCUGCAUGUUCUGUCUGAAACAUAAAUGUUUAAUUUUGACUUUGUCUUAAAUUUUCUAUUCUCCCAUAUGUUAUGAAAAUUUUUUAGUAAACCUUAAUGUCAAUUAAUAAUAAAUUAAAUACACAACCUGUUCACUGCCAAGCAGUCCAUUAAUGUAUUUUAAUGUAUAACUGAUCUCACAGUUUACCAGUUGUAUUCAUUUUUAAGGGUUUGAUCACAAACAUUUUUAGCUUUCUUUCACUAAACAACGUUGAUGCAGCUAGUAACAGUUUAUUAGGGUGCUCUCAGAUUCACACAAACCCUCACUUUUACCAAUAGUAGUGUUAAGACGUUACACACUUUUUAUUGGCUUUGAACUAGUCAUAAGGAUUAUUCAUCUCAAUUCCUCAUUUUACUGAUUUCUAUUCACAAUUUAUGUUCCACCUGUCUCCUGAAAGACACCAAUACCCAUUUAAACACAGUUAAUACAAAAUAAAAUUAUCUAAAGUCUUGAAAACCUACUUGACUAUAAUGAAAUAAUUUGCCACACUCACAUCUUACAUACUUAAAUAACAUGUUCUUAGAAAGCAAGUACAAUAUAUAUUCAAAACCUUUUUAAACAAUUUAUUAUGUGCAUCUGGACAAAUUUAAAUAUGGUGUAUGAAGUUGGAUAAGUGAGGGAUGGGAUUGCUUUAUUCCAUUCAAAGAGGAAAAAAAUGUAUUGUGUCUUGAUUGAUAAAAAAUAGCACCUGCUUUAAAAAGAAAAUUAGUUUUGAAAAUACUUUUUUCAUAACGUUUAAAGAAAAGAGUAAUAUCAAAUAAAAUAAAAAUUGUCACAUUUAUUCAAAAAUAUUAAAAAUUGUUUUCUGUAUGAAAAAGGUUAUGUGAAGGCAUUUUUAAGUUAAUAGUGCAUAUAUCUAUGUACAGCUGGGCCUUAAGAACUGAUUGAUCAAUGUCUAAUAAACAGAACUCCCACUGCUCUAUUAGUGGACUAUUA
Molecule: messenger RNA, 2366 nt
Organism: Bombina bombina (fire-bellied toad)
Lineage: Eukaryota; Metazoa; Chordata; Amphibia; Anura; Bombinatoridae
Gene: UBE2G2
Product: ubiquitin conjugating enzyme E2 G2
Exons: 6
Coding region: 56-553 (165 amino acids)
Cellular component (GO): cytosol; endoplasmic reticulum
Source: RefSeq, a predicted model, not a curated record